UGGCCCGACAGUCUAGGGGGGAUGGUAAUGAGACCCGUAACAUAACUCAUGCAAUUUUGGAGGGAUAGCAGGAGGAGGACAGGAAAACAAGUUCUGCAUUGUGUGUCAACAGCCUCAGUCAAUGGAAUGCUGGGAGAAGAUGAGUCUGUGCAGUUUGUCUCCUGGGUUCACUCAGUCAUGCUCACUGCCUGUCCCCCACUAAUGCAUCAUGGUGCUUGUUAAUAUCCUCUACUCUGAGGGGAGGUUUAGCUCUGUCAAGGGGUGUGUGUUUGAAGGACUUUGGUAAAGCCCCAUCGGUGGCCUGGCAGCUCCUCCCCUCUAAGAUGGCUGUUUCUACAGCACAAAGACACACUACAAGACCUAAACUAACAGAGCACUUUUCUCCUAGACGUUUUGUUACAUGGGAAGCCUCCUGUGACUGACAUGGUUCCUCGUCUGUGUGUCUGCGUGUUGUUCCAGAAUAACUCUGUGUCUCCGUCGGACAGCCUGCGUGCAGCCAGCGAUAAACACCGCAGUUCCUCUGAUUAUAGCAUGGACUCCAAGAAACGCAAGGUGGAGGAGAAGGACGCUAUGAGCAGAUACGAUAGCGAUGGAGACAAAAGUGACGACCUGGUCGUGGAUGUGUCCAAUGAGGACCCAGCCACUCCCAGGGCUAGCCCCGCCCAUUCUCCUCCAGAAAACGGUCUGGACAAAUCACAGGCCCCUAAAGAAGGACGCCCCCAACAGCCCCGCCUCCGUGGCCUCCUCCGGCAGCACGCCCUCCUCCAAAGCCAAGGACCACGCCCACCCUUGGGUGGGGUUGUCAAAGCCAGCCGAUUGCAAGGCUCAAAGUCAGCCGAUCAGCCUGAUUUCAGCCAGCCGACUCAGCCUGUCUAA
This is a messenger RNA of Oncorhynchus gorbuscha (pink salmon), 876 nucleotides long. RefSeq names its product transducin-like enhancer protein 3-A. Lineage: Eukaryota; Metazoa; Chordata; Actinopteri; Salmoniformes; Salmonidae. Gene Ontology annotation, cellular component: nucleus; transcription regulator complex. Gene Ontology annotation, molecular function: transcription corepressor activity. The record is from RefSeq and is a predicted model, not a curated record. Bases 424 to 876 code for a protein of 150 amino acids. Gene Ontology annotation, biological process: negative regulation of canonical Wnt signaling pathway; regulation of DNA-templated transcription. The transcript has 4 exons.